Molecule: messenger RNA, 1033 nt
Organism: Exserohilum turcica Et28A
Lineage: Eukaryota; Fungi; Ascomycota; Dothideomycetes; Pleosporales; Pleosporaceae
Exons: 2
Coding region: 82-876 (264 amino acids)
Cellular component (GO): proteasome core complex
Source: RefSeq, a predicted model, not a curated record
CCGACCGACUCACUCCGCUUUUGCACGCUGACACGGAACUUCUUUGCAGCUCAUCCCCUGAUAUAACACCCAAACUCUACAAUGGCUGCGCUCUACACCGGUGCACCUCCGCAAGGCGGCCCAGGCUACUCGUUCAAGCAAACCCCCACAGCGGUUCCGUCAGGCGAACGGCAACAUGGCUUCUACCCCUACACCGACAACGGAGGUUCGACGCUGGGCAUCUCUGGCGCCGACUUCGCCAUCCUAGCGGGCGACACCCGUUCGACGUCGGGCUACAACAUCAACACACGGUACGCACCGAAGCUGUUCAAGAUCGGCGGCGAAGGGUCAGACAACAAGGGAGCCAGGAUAGUGCUGUCGGUUGUUGGCUUCGCGGCCGACGCCCAUGCGUUGAAGGAGCGUCUCGACACCAUUGUCAAGAUGUACAAGUACCAGCACGGCAAGCCCAUGACGGUUUCGGCAUGCGCACAGCGACUCAGCCACAUUCUGUACAACAAGCGAUUCUUCCCUUACUACGUACACGCUAUCUUGGGUGGCCUGGACGAAGACGGCAAGGGUGCGCUGUACUCGUAUGAUCCGGUCGGCAGCUACGAGAGGGAGCAAUGUAGGGCAGCUGGUGCGGCGGCAUCGCUCAUCAUGCCCUUCCUGGACAACCAGGUCAACUUCAAGAACAUGUACGAGCCAGGCAGCGGUGUAGGCCACGAGCUCCAGUCGAAACAAGCACAGCCGCUGCCGCGGGACCACGUCGAGGAUCUGGUCCGGGAUGCGUUUACAAGUGCGGUUGAGAGGCACAUUGAGGUCGGUGACGGCCUGCAGAUGAUGAUUAUCACGAGCGAGGGCAUAGCCGAGACGUACACGCCACUCAAGAGGGAUUAAGCGUGUGCGGGGGCGGUGAUCUGGGUGAUCUGGGUGAGGAAAUUCACGAACAUGAUGACUUGAAGAGUGCAGAGCAACAUGUACGAAUAGCAUAACACUUGCUAGAUUAUGGUAAGGACCUAAUCCUUCUACCAAUGACAAGGCAGGUUCAAAACCA